AAUAUACAGGCAGGAAGCUGUUUUCAGUGUAAAGAUGAACAGAACAGCUGACACUUUAAUGUACUUUACAUCUUAUUAACAUCUUUAUCAAAUUCUGCACUGAGAGCAAACUGAACCUGUGGAGAUUCUCCAGCAGGUGGCGCUGUGAUCAUGAACUCCACCAAAAACACAACUGAAGAAGACAAGCUGCAGUUUUUAUUUCUUGGAGUCAAAAGCUGAUUUUCUGCCGGAUUUCAUCAUCACUUUAAAACAGAUUUAAUAAUAAAAGCUUUGUUUCUGUUUUUAAGGCUUCACUUCGUCCUGCUUAUAAGACGGAGGUGAUGAAAUGUCAUGUGAUGCAAUGACGAACUCUGUGGAACACAUCACACCUGUGGAUGAACAGAAAUAUAUAAAAAAAGAAGAACCUGAAGAUGAAGAUUAUCUCAGUGUAGAUGCAUCUGUGGAAAAUCUAGGCGAACAAAAUGGAUUUCAGAGCAAGCUUAUUAAAAAGGAAGAGACUACAGAAAAAGAUGAUGCCCAAUUGGAAGUCUUCCCCUGCUUCAUGUGUUCACUUUCGUAUUCAUCUCAAAUGUUGCUCCAUGAACACAUCACAAUAUGUCACCCUGAUCAACAUGAGACACCGAUCAAAUCAGAAGACACGUGUCAGAAUCUUAUGCCAGAAAGAAGCUCCAGUAUUCAGCAAACAAUCUCUGGGCCUCUGCAGUUGCAGAAAGAGGUCCAUCAGUGCUUGCAGUGUGGGAAGAGUUUCGCUGACCAGAAAAAACUGAGAAGACACCAGUAUAUUCACACAGGUGAGAAACUACAUCACUGCUCACAGUGUGGGAAGAAUUUCGUUCGACAGCGUCAUCUCGAACUACACCAGCGGACUCACACUGGAGAGAAGCCACAUUGCUGUCUGGAGUGUGGGAAGAGUUUUACCCAACAGAGCAAUCUCCAAAGACAUCAGCGCAUUCACAACAGAGAAAAGCCGUAUCGCUGCUCGGAGUGUGGGAACAGUUUUGCCCGAAAGAGUAAUCUCCAAAGACAUCGGCACAUUCACAACGGAGAAAAGCCGUAUCGCUGCUCGGAGUGUGGGAAGAGUUUUGUUCGACAGAGUUAUCUCCAAUUACACCAGCAUGUUCACACUGGAGAGAAGCCACAUUGCUGUAAGGAGUGUGGGAAGAGUUUCGCCCAUCAGAGCAGUCUCCAAAUACAUCAGCGCAUUCACAACGGAGAAAAGCCAUUUCACUGCUUAGAGUGUGGGAAGAGUUUUAUUCAACAGAGUCAUCUACAAAGACAUCAGCGCACUCACAACAGAGAAAAGCCAUUUCUCUGCUUAGAGUGUGGGAAGAGUUUUAUUCAACAGUGUCAUCUACAAAGACAUCAGCGUGUUCACUCUGGAGAGAAGCCGUAUCGCUGCUCGGAGUGUGGGAAGAGUUUUGUUAAAGGGAGUAGUCUACAACGACACCUACACACUCAUACAGGAUAGAAGCCAUAUCACUGAGCACAGUGUGGGACGAGGUUUACUCAACUGAGCACUCUGAGAGCAUACAAGGUCACUCACACAGGACAGCCAUAUGAAGUUAGGGUCAUGAAAUUUGAAAUUAAAAACUAAACUGAUAUUGAAUUUUUUGGUUUUGUAAAGAGCAUUCUAAACUGCAAUUUCCUAUUUUACUAAACUGAAGAGUGAGUUAGUUCUUAACCUAGUGAAGACCUAUGAGAAUGUAUCUGCAGAGCACACAGGUGAAUAUAAAUAUGGGAAAUUUAAAGUAAAGGAGGAAAGGAGCUUAAACUGCAUAGCAGUGUGUUUCAUGUCUACUUAGUUACACCACUUCAGCUUCUACUGAAUUAUUGGUGAUGAUAAGCAGAGAUUUAUUUUGUUCAGCUUCAAUAAAGGAAUAAUAUGUCAGUUUCAGGGAAAUAACGUGUGGUGUUUUCACAAUACUCAGUUCAGAGAUUAUUUAAUUUCUUCUUCUUCUUUCGGCCUUUCCCUUCAGGGGUCACCACAGUGAAUCAUCUCUCUCCACCUAUCCCUAUCUUCUUCAUCCCCAACACUUGCACCCACUAGCCUCAAAUCCUCAU
Molecule: messenger RNA, 2061 nt
Organism: Tachysurus fulvidraco (yellow catfish)
Lineage: Eukaryota; Metazoa; Chordata; Actinopteri; Siluriformes; Bagridae
Product: oocyte zinc finger protein XlCOF6.1-like
Exons: 4
Biological process (GO): regulation of transcription by RNA polymerase II
Molecular function (GO): DNA-binding transcription factor activity, RNA polymerase II-specific; RNA polymerase II cis-regulatory region sequence-specific DNA binding
Source: RefSeq, a predicted model, not a curated record